Molecule: messenger RNA, 600 nt
Organism: Parasteatoda tepidariorum (common house spider)
Lineage: Eukaryota; Metazoa; Arthropoda; Arachnida; Araneae; Theridiidae
Product: coiled-coil domain-containing protein 86
Cellular component (GO): nucleolus
Source: RefSeq, a predicted model, not a curated record
UAGACGCCAAACAACGUCCUAAAUUAGGUGAUUUUUAUAAAAUAAUAUAGGACGCUUAAUUUAACUGCAGCCCUAACUGAUAACAUUUCAUCUCACAACUUUUGUAAACAAAAAUAUCGAAACAUGUUGGAAGAUGAAAGAGUAAUCCCAAUAAGGGGUAAACCCAAGUCUGGAAGAGUAUGGAAAAAUGACAAAAAUCGGUUUUCCAGCAUGUGUCAAGUAAAACCAUUAAAAUCUUCUUGGGAGAAAAAAGUGAAAAUCCGUGAGGAGCAAAAAGCAAUGAAGUUGCAUGCAUUAAGAAUAAAAGAGGAAAAGGAAAAAGAAGAACAGUUGCGUAAACAACGUAGAAAAGCUAAAAUCGAGCGACAAAAAGAAAAUGAAAGAAAAGCUGAGAUUGUACAAGUUAUUAAAAACUCAGCUAAAAUUAAGAGAAUGUCUAAGAAGCAGUUGAGGACAAUUGAAAAAAGAGAUACAAAUCCUACAAAUACAUGAAAAUGUUGUGUAGUACUUAUAACAUGUAAAUAAAGAUUUCAAUGUGUUAUUUGUUGUAUUGCAGUAUCUACCUUGUAUUAUUCUUUUAAUAAAAACUUUAACAAAGUU